UGACAGCCCCCGCGUCGUCCUCUUCCUCCUCCCGCCCCAAUCCCUCCCCCUUGCUCCCUAUCCACCACCACCAUGGCCACCGUUACCACCUCCGCCUCCGCCUAUUAUUGCAACGCCCUCCUCCACCUCCCCAAGCCGAACCACUUCUGCCUCUUCUCCCCUUUCCCCGCCCGCCGCCUCGAGCUCUGCCCCGCGGCGCGCUUCUCCUCCCGCAGAGCAGCCGCCGAGCUCGGCCCGAAGGCGAGAGCCAUCCCGGGACCACCGCCAUCAUUUUUCGAGACGGAGGAGGCGGAGGAGGUCGGGGAAGAGGACGAGGAGCCUCGGUGGUCGGAUGCGGAGGCGGAAUUCGAUGGUGGCGGCGGCGGCGGCGAGGAGGAGGAGGAGCAGGAGUGGGCGGGCGGCAACGGCGCGGCGCGCGGGGAGGACUUGGGUGCGGACGCAGGCGAGGACCUGAGCGGGUGGACGCGGCAGUGGCCGCGCCCGCGGGAGCUGUUCGUGUGCAACCUCCCGCGCCGGUGCGGCGUCGAGGACCUGCUCGAGAUCUUCAGGCCCCACGGCACAGUCCUCUCCGUCGAGAUUAAGCGUGAUGCCGAGACUGGAGUUAGUCGAGGAUGUGCUUUUGUUACAAUGCGUUCUCUAGCAGAAGCUAGAAAAGCCAUCGAGGCUCUGGAUGGAUUUGACUUGGAUGGGCGUGAAGUGUUUGUUAAACUAGCAUCUCACGUCAUUUCUAAUAGGAAAAAUGUCAGCCUGCCCCAUAUAACGCCCGUGAAGGACCACAUCUUCGAAAGCCCACACAAGAUAUAUGUUGGCAACCUUGCAUGGUCUGUUCAGCCUCAAGACUUGAGGGAGCACUUUACUCAGUGUGGAAAUGUUGUUAGUACGAGGCUGCUGACAGAUCGCAAAGGAGGGAGAAACCGGGUCUAUGGGUUUCUUUCGUUUUCUUCAGCUGAAGAGCUUGAGGCUGCUUUAAAGCUUGACAGAACGGUUUUUCAUGGACGGGAUAUCAUCGUCAAGGAAGCACAUGUAGAACGUCAGGCUCAGAUGCGCUGAGCCGUUGUGGAUUACACAUGAGAACUGCGUUUUUGGCUGGCUUAUUGGAUGAUUGAGUUCGCGAUCCACUGCUCCAGGCACAGGCCGCAUAGCUAACAAAGACGCUUUCUUCUGUCUGUACAGUUGAGUAUUCAUCGCAAAAGAGAGCAUAACUGAGCACGCCCGCUGCGAUUUUGUUAACCAUUGACCAUGCUCGCUUCAACUGUACACUGAUAUGGUCAUGUGCGAAAUAGUAGGGCAAGUUGAAAACUCA
Molecule: messenger RNA, 1303 nt
Organism: Phragmites australis (common reed)
Lineage: Eukaryota; Viridiplantae; Streptophyta; Magnoliopsida; Poales; Poaceae
Product: 28 kDa ribonucleoprotein, chloroplastic-like
Exons: 4
Coding region: 73-1050 (325 amino acids)
Cellular component (GO): cytosol
Molecular function (GO): mRNA binding
Source: RefSeq, a predicted model, not a curated record